CCAUACCAGGCCCCGCCCCCGGAGCCGCGGGUCCCACAUCCUUAUUUGCGCUCCGCACACGGAGGGCGUUUCAACCAACCGAGGGAUGUCGCGAAUGGCCGUUCUGAGUGAUCUGUAGAGGACUUAUUGUGGCGUUUGUCUGCGUUUCGUCAUUUACAGAUUCUGACCAAGAUUACUCUUUCUGCGGCGGGUUUUCCUCGAGUAGGCCCGCGUUCCCCCACCGUGCCUCGGAUCAGAGCCGGGGUGCAGGCCGAGGAGGAGGACUAGCUCGGGGAGACAUGGAGGCCAACCCUGCAGAGGGAGGCAUUUAUCUGUGAGGUGAACCGAAGCUCCAACAAUGGACCACUCACACAUCGGUGGGGACAUGUCCCCUCCGUAUGCGCCAAGGAAGAGGAAGUCGGGCCAGGCUCAGCCCAAGGGCGGUGUGCCAUGUCCAGUUGUAACAGUGGUUCACCGACUGCCAGACAGAGCCUUUGAGUUGAGCGUCCUUGGACAUUCAAAGAGUGACGAGGCCCAAGACGCUCAUAAAAUGAAAAGGACUUAUGGUAGGAAGAGGUUUGAGGACCCCCAGGGCGUCCCGGGGGGCCCGCUGGAGUACCCCACCACCAGCUGCUCUGUGAUGUCUUCAGGCCCCCUGGCCAACGGCUCGGACAUGGGCUCUGUAGCCCAGCCCGCUGCCAGACUGCCACCAAGGCUGGUAGCCAAGGACGCCUGGCCUACGGCCCCGGAGUCGGGCAGGAUGAGGCCCCAGCCUCAGGCCCAGCCCUGGAACCCCAGUCGGGAGAGGCUCUCUGAGGCCCAGAGCUGGGCUGCGGGUCGAGAGCGGCCCCAGGAGCAGCUCUGGAGUUCCAGCAGAGACCGAUCGGGACACCCGGGGCAAGACCAGAGCUGGAUCCCAGGAAGAGAGCGAGGCCACACCGAACAGGCAUGGGCCAGCGGGCGGGAGAGGGGCCCCGAACAGGCCUGGAGCUCUGGGAGGGACCGAGCCCAGGAUCAGGCUUGGAACCCGGGGCGUGAGCCUGGACGGGACAGACCCCUCUCUGGGAACGGGCAGGGCUGGGGUGCUGGGCGCAGCCAAGACCAGGCCUGGGGCUCAGCCGCCAGGGACCGAGGAGAAGCACAAGUCUGGAGACCUGACUUGCCUUUAAAGAAGAGCCAGAGAGUCGAAGUUGAGAGGAAUCAGCCGGUAAUCACCUAUCAACAGGCCCCAGAAAACAAAACCUCUGGUUCAGACUCGGUGGACGUAAGAGACCUCCAGAGCAACGCAGAGCACAACGCGGCCCGGCCCAGCGAGGAGCCCAGACCGCUGCUCCCCCCCUCCAGGAAGGAGCUCCCUUCCUACCCUCCAGGCAGCCAAGAGGAGCGCUGGCAGCUGCAUAUCGUGGCCAAAGGAAGGGUGACCUGUCCCAAGUGCAAGAGUGUCAGCAGGAAGACCGUGGAGGGCUUGAAGAAACACAUGGAGAACUGCCGCCUGCAACCGUUCAGCUGUCCACACUGUGGGAAACAACUCAAGUCUUCAACUGGGAUGAAGUACCACGUCAUGGCCGACCAUAGCAACUUGCCCUCUCUGGACGAUUCCCAAGGCUUGGACGAACGUGCUGUCAAAGAGAAACUGCGCAAAAUUCUGAAGAGACUUGGAAAGUUAAAGUGUUCCCGCGAGGGCUGCACUUCAGGCUUCACUAGCAUCAUGGGCUAUGUGUACCACAUGAAGAAGUGUGGUAAGCAGGAGUCUGAGCUGGAGAAGAUGCUGCUCAACUGCUCUCACUGUGGGAAGGCCUACAAGUCAAAGGCCGGUCUGGAGUACCACCUCAAGUCAGAGCAUGCCCCCGUGCCCCAGCAGCAGGAGGAGGAAGAGGAGGCCCUUAAAGCCCAGAGCGAGGCCGACCCAGAGCUCACGGCCAGCGGCCGGGUGCAGCGGGCCUCGGCCCAGGUGGCCAACUUCCACCUGGCCGAGAUCGCCCACAACGACCUGCCCAAAGACUGGCCCAAGAGGAAGUUCCAGUCGGACCUCGUGCCAGACGACAAAAAGCUGAAGUACGCCCGUCCAGGUCUGCCUGCCUUCAGCCAGGAGGUCCUCAGGAAGUGGAAGAACGAGGUGAAGCUGCAGAGGAAGGUCCAGUGCCCCAACCAGGGCUGUGGCUGCACCUACACCAGUGUCUCUGGCCUGAAGGCCCACCUGGGACUCUGCACUAAGGGUGACUUUGAGGCGGGGAAAUACCGUUGUUUGAUCUGCGGCAAGGAGUUCAAUUCUGAGAGUGGAGUCAAGUAUCACAUCAACUCUGUUCAUUCACAGGAAUGGUUUGUGACGAACAAGAAAGCAUCAAAGAAGUUUGAAAAGUACCUUCGGAGUCGGCCCAAGGAGAUGGUGCAUGGAGUGGACCAGCACAUCAUCGAGCAGUACCACCAGCAUCACAUGAACCACCACCACCUCCACCAUCACCACCUGCAGCACCACCAGCAGCAGCACCACCAUCAACACCACCAGCACGAUCAGCAGCUCCAGCAGAUCCAGCACCAACCCUUGCAGCAGCCUCUGCAGCCCCUGCAUCACCUGCAGCACCAGGCCCACCUCCUGCACGCGUUGGAGCACCAGCAGCACCACCACCACAGCCACAGUGUUCCCCAGAUGGAGCCGCAGCUCAGCCAGGAGGUGCAGCAGCAGCAGCAGCAGCAGCAGCAGCAGCAGCAGCAGCCACCGCCACCACUCCUCCACUACACCCCGCUGGAGCCGCCCGCGGGCUCCAUGUGGGUGGAGGUGGAGCGGAGGGAGGUGGUGGCCGGGGGCGGGCCGGGGGCAGAGCUGACCCAGGUGGAGAUGGUGAGUGUAGACAAAACCCGGCCGAUGGACGGAGGAGCGGGGAGCGGGGGCUCAGAGUGCAAGCGGAGAGAGAAGGCGGAGCGGGGCAAGGCGGAGAGCAGGAGGAAGGAUUGCUUCGCUUACGGAGGAGGAGGAGGAGGGGGGGGGGGUGGAGUGGCUGUGGGCGGGAGCAGCAGCAGUAGUAGCAGCAGCAGCAGCAAUACGGGCAGCUCGUCCAGCGAAUCAGAGCUGGAGCAGCAGGAGAGGCAGAGACAGAUCGACCAGUGGAACCUGAAGAGGCCUGGGAACAUGGAGGUCCACCACGAGGCUGCUAAACGCCAGAGGAACACCUAA
This is a messenger RNA of Gadus chalcogrammus (walleye pollock), 3151 nucleotides long. It is a transcript of the gene znf512, whose product is annotated as zinc finger protein 512. The record is from RefSeq and is a predicted model, not a curated record. The transcript is spliced from 16 exons. Lineage: Eukaryota; Metazoa; Chordata; Actinopteri; Gadiformes; Gadidae. Gene Ontology annotation, molecular function: zinc ion binding. The coding region runs from base 338 to 3151 and encodes 937 amino acids.